Anoplopoma fimbria (sablefish) is the source of this 795-nucleotide messenger RNA. It is a transcript of the gene pi15a, whose product is annotated as peptidase inhibitor 15a. The transcript is spliced from 5 exons. Lineage: Eukaryota; Metazoa; Chordata; Actinopteri; Perciformes; Anoplopomatidae. Gene Ontology annotation, cellular component: extracellular region. The record is from RefSeq and is a predicted model, not a curated record. Bases 16 to 795 code for a protein of 259 amino acids.
UCCUAAAAACCGAACAUGAAACUUCAGUUACUUGUCGUAGACUUAAUACUGCUUUGCUUAUCUUGUGGAGCAAGUGCAUUGGCAACGACCAUCCCUGCUGUCUCCACCUUCAUGCCAGCCGCCAAUUUCAGCAAUCUCGGCGCAGUGCACCGUUAUGGCUCCGAUAUCACCUCUAUUUCUAAAACCAGGAGGAAGCGUUAUAUCAGUCAGAACGACAUGCUUGCCAUUCUUGACUACCAUAACAAAGUAAGAGGGAAGGUGUUUCCUCCAGCAUCCAAUAUGGAAUACAUGGUGUGGGACGACACCCUGGCUAAGACAGCCGAGGACUGGGCUCAUGCCUGCCAGUGGGAGCACGGGCCACCUCACCUCCUCAGGUUCCUGGGUCAAAACCUCUCCGUCAGGACAGGACGCUAUCGAUCCAUUCUCCAGCUGGUGAAGCCAUGGUACGAUGAGGUCAAAGAUUAUUCCUUUCCGUACCCCCGUGACUGCAACCCUCGAUGUCCUCUCAGAUGCUACGGGCCCAUGUGUACCCAUUAUACACAGAUGGUGUGGGCAACAUCCAGCAAAGUGGGCUGUGCUGUUCACACGUGCCAUAAUAUGAAUGUAUGGGGUUCAGUGUGGAAACGGGCAACGUAUUUAGUUUGCAACUACUCACCCAAGGGUAACUGGAUCGGCGAGGCCCCCUACAAAGUAGGAGUACCCUGCUCCGCCUGCCCCCCCAGCUACGGGGGCUCCUGCAGCAACAACAUGUGCUUCCCGGCUCUCAAGACAAACUACCUGCACUGGUUCAAAUAA